Messenger RNA from Filobasidium floriforme, 4861 nucleotides. RefSeq names its product lysophospholipase NTE1. Lineage: Eukaryota; Fungi; Basidiomycota; Tremellomycetes; Filobasidiales; Filobasidiaceae. The record is from RefSeq and is a predicted model, not a curated record. The coding region runs from base 91 to 4641 and encodes 1516 amino acids. The transcript has 18 exons. Gene Ontology annotation, biological process: lipid metabolic process. Gene Ontology annotation, molecular function: phosphatidylcholine lysophospholipase A1 activity. Gene Ontology annotation, cellular component: endoplasmic reticulum.
CGUUGGUUUACCACUUGGUCAUUGGCUGGCAGGAGCCAUGUAUAGCCAAGUCUCGACAUAGAUAUCUGUAAAAGUCGCCGUCGGACCAAGAUGGACGCUACGCCCAACGCCGGCAACCCUAUCGUGGCAUUGGCUGCUGCCAUCAUCCAUGCGUUCCUCUACAUUCUCAGAGCUAUACGAGUGAUCGUCGCAUUCGUUACUAUAACGAUACCCACCUACGUGGUUCGGAUCCUCGGCUAUAGCUUGACCUUGCAGCUGGACUUUACCAAGCUCGUCGCCUUGACAUUCCUGCUUGGUGCUGGAGUAGCUUUAUGGAUACGAUACCGAGUCCUAAACAAGUAUAGUGAGCUCAAGGAGCCUCCGCUCGCUCCUCCCGAUUCCCACUUGCUCAACCCGGACCUCACUAUCCCAUCGGAUUUCGGUCGCUCGACCGCCUUUCACAACUACCUGGACGAGUUCCUAGCUGCAAUUCGGAUCUUUGGAUUUCUGGAAAAGCCCGUUUUCCACGAGCUGUCUCGACACCUGCAGACUAAGCGUUUGAUAGCAGGGGAGACCAUCUCGCUCGACGCAGAUGACAAAGAAGGUUUCGUCUGCGUGGUAGAUGGAAACGUCCAAGUGUUUGCGCAUUCGGCGGGGAGCGGGAGCCCUAGUCCAGAGAGCCCUUACAAUGGGUAUCAGCUACUGAAUGAGGUAGCUACUGGAGGAACCGUCUCGUCACUCUUUACUAUCCUCCGACUAUUCACAGAAGACGUGAAGCUCAGCUGGGAAGGAGAAGGAUUACAAGAAUCAGAACAUCCACAUCGAUCCGUUCCCACAAGCGCAGGCGCUCGGUCCGAUGACGGUCUCGGAGGGAUCUCCGCACCAGAGUCUUACGAAGAUGUCAAGCGGACAGAGUAUAGCCAAAGUCCUUAUGUCCGGCCAGAAGGCAGUAUUAGCCAAUUGGACCUCUCUUCAAGCCGGUCAGAAUCGGAUCAUACCGAAGGUCCUGCCCAGCGAUAUGGUAAUGUGGCGGAAUCUCCCGUUCAAGAUCCUAUCGACCGAAUCGCGAGCGGCGGGCAGCCUUUCCGAAAUCCGAUGUCGGCUGUGACUUCGACUCAUUCCGAGGCCAACUCGCGUUUCAACGGAACUGCAAAGUCGAAUCAGGGUCGUCAGAGGCACACCACCGCUGCUGGAGAUCGACCUGCUGUGAUUGCGCGAGCUACGGUGGAUACGACUUUGGCGGUGAUUCCUUUCGAGGCUUUCACCAGGCUGCGUCACAAGUUCCCCAAAGCGACCGGGCAAAUCGUUUCGGUCAUCUUGACUCGGUUCGCCAGGGUAACAUUCAUGACAGCUCAUCGCUACCUUGGUUUAACCAGAGAGAUUUUACAGGCUGAGGAUCGAUUGAAUACGCUGGUGUCAUAUCCGUUACCUCCCGCGUUCUAUGAGCAAGGAGGGAUGCGUAAUCUUAGAGAACGGUUCCAACCGGAACUACGAACCUCGCCCAAGCCUGCUCGUAAGCAAUCGACCGAUGGAUCAAGCAACCCUGCGGUGACCCCAGCCAGUCGAGCCCAGACCGUUCUUGGCAAAGACUAUUUCAACUUUAACCCGGAGGCAUUGAGCAACAACAAAGCGCCAUAUAUGGCAGCCGGGACUGCGAGAACAAGCACGAACAGCAAACUUUCCAUGAGUCCAGUUCAGCAACCUAGACCUGUCACCAACAGGCAAGAAACAUAUCAGAAGCGCGAUAAUGUGCGCAAACAGGUCGGCGCUGGGGAUCUAUUCAGCAUGACCUCAGCCAUGGGCGAUGAUGACGAGGCCUAUUACCGGCCGCAGUCUCGCACGCCCGGUUUCAGCCGUAAUGAUACGUGGCAAGCUAAGACUCCUGGAGUAUUGCGCGGCACCUCUUCCAAUACCAUGGCCCGUCGCAAGAGGAGCAAGCACGGAUCGACCACUGAGAGCCUGAACGAAGAGUUCGACCUGAAGGAAGCCGUGAUGACGUCGAUCGCCGAGUCGAUCGGGUUAAUUCAGGCUCCAAAUACCGAGUCGGCACUUCCUUCAGGCGCAGACUCGAUAGCGAUGUCGACCCCGACGUCGCCCCUGACGUUUGGCCAGAAGGGUCGUCGUGGACCGGGGUCGGCUUCGAUUCGUUCCCCAUUUGGCGGAUUGUCUAUGCUCGACAUCACUCGAAGCCAGGCGUCUACCUUGGGAGGACUGCAGGGGGAAGAGAAUGCGAGUCAUACCGGGACUGCUGCGGAGAGUACAACGGGCGGCGUGGAAGACCUCGAAAACGAUGUGCAGAUCCUAUACUUCAAAGCGGGUAGUGUAUUGGUGAAAGAAGGUGAAGCGAAUGCCGGCCUAUUCUUCGUAAUCGAUGGCUUCCUUGACGUCACAAUAACCUCGACUGCUCAAGCCGAUGUCGACUUCCGCAUGGAAUCAGCCCCCAAAGGCGACCAGGAACUAUUGUUCGAGAUCAAGCCUGGUGGAAUCGCUGGCUAUCUCGCUGCGUUGAGCAGUUCCGAAUCUUAUACCACUAUCCGGGCCAAGACGGACUGCUAUGUCGGCUUGCUGCCGCAUCAAAGCUUUGAAAGGCUCCUUGAACGCCGGCCAAUCGUAUUGUUGACGCUCGCCAAACGAUUGACGUCGGUGCUUUCACCUUUAGUACAUCAUUUGGACUUAGCGCUUGAUUGGACUCAGGCUGCCGCAGGACAGGUUCUGUACCGUGAGGGUGAUAAAAGCGAUUCGUUCUACUUCGUGAUUAGUGGGCGUCUCCGUACUCUGACCGAGUCGUCAAGCGGAGAAGUCAAGAUCAUGGGAGAGCACGGUCAGAACUCGAUCAUUGGCGAACUCGAAGCCAUUACGGGAAGCAAAAGGUCUCAUACGGUGCACGCCAUCAGAGAGUCUGAAUUGGUACGUAUGCCAAUGGCCUUGUUCAACGCCAUCUCUACGCAACACCCCGCAACCACAAUCCGCUUUUUGCGGUUGAUCGCUUCACGGGUACGAAAAGCUGCCGAACCCAUUCAGAACCGUACGGCCCAAUCAAAAGCAAACGCUACGUCAACCAACCUCAACCUCAAAACCAUCUGCGUCAUGCCGACAACGCGCAAUGUCCCGGUCGCCGCAUUUGCUGAGCGACUGAGAGUGGCUUUAGAGGACAUUGGUGCUCCAACGGCAUAUCUUGAUCAAGCUACUGUCAUCCGCCAAUUGGGCAAGCAUGCUUUCACCAAAAUGGGGAAACUCAAAGUGAGCGGCUGGCUCGGAGAGAAGGAGAGAAAGUACAAGAUGGUCCUCUACGUAGUAGACACCCCCGUAACGAGUUCUUGGACAAUGACGUCGAUCAAGCAGGCGGAUUUUGUCUUGCUUGUCGGCAUGGGCGAUGAGCCUAGUUUGGGGGAAUACGAGAAGUUCCUCCUAGCUUCGGGUACUACCGCUCGUAAGGAGAUGGUGCUGCUCCAUCCCGAACGAUAUGUUGCACCAGGAUCGACACGACGUUGGCUGAAAGAACGGCCGUUUAUUACUGGUCAUCAUCAUAUCGAACUUCCAGGAGUCGUUGUGCCGAACAAGGGCGUGCCCUUCGUGCACGACCCAGCUGCAGUCGUGGCUUUCAAGCAUCUGCGAGAAAAGGUCGAAACCAGGAUCAAGAAAUAUCGGUUCCGACCAUCUGAGAGACCCCGUCGACCGCCGCAUCUCAACGAUUUCGCCCGGCUGGCUAGGAGGCUCUGCGGCAAGAGUAUCGGAUUGGUACUAGGGGGAGGCGGAGGCAGAGGCAUAUCGCACCUCGGCAUGCUAGAAGCCCUGGAGGAGAUGCAGAUUCCCGUCGACGCUAUCGGCGGCUGCUCGAUUGGUAGCUUCAUCGGUGGGUUGUACGCUCGGGAGGGGGAUCUGCUAUCCACUACCGGGCGGACAAAGCAGUUUGCGGGACGCAUGUCGUCUCUCUGGCGAAUUCUUAGCGAUCUGACAUAUCCAUUCGCUUCGUAUACAACGGGGCACGAGUUCAAUCGGGGUAUCUAUAAGGCGUUCUAUGAUCUUCAUAUCGAAGAUAUGUGGAUCCCUUACUUUUGCAAUUCGACCAACAUCACGCAUUCUCGACUGGAGAUCCACCGCACCGGCUAUGCCUGGCGAUACGUUCGAGCCAGCAUGACAUUGGCGGGUCUCUUGCCACCGCUGUCCGAUCGAGGCAGCCUGCUCGUCGAUGGUGGCUACUUUUCCAACCUACCGGUGGCCGAGAUGAUCUCUGAGCUGGGCGCCGUAGAUAUCAUCGCCGUUGACGUGGGUUCGAUCGACGAUACUUCUCCGCGACAUUAUGGAGAUUCCGUCUCUGGUUGGGCUGUGCUGUUCAGCCGUCUCAACCCGUUUUCGAAACGUUCCGUCUUGAGCAUGACCGAAGUCAACGGCCGUCUUGCCUAUGUGGCGUCCGCCACGACAUUAAACGAAGCGAAAAAGACCCCUGGAUGCCUUUACUACGCCAUGCCGGUGCAACAGUUUGAAACGCUCGGCGGGUUCAGCAAAUUCAAUGAGGUUUAUGCCGUCGGACUCGAAGCGGCGCGAGAAGUCUUGAAACAGUGGAAGGCUGAAGGGAAAUUGCCUACGGGGUUGGUGGACGACGUCCAGGCCAAGAGUCAGGCGGUCAAGCGCGGGACGAGGUUGAGGAGGAUGUCUAUCUGAGCUGUCUUUGAAGUACACUGACCUGUCCAUUAAUAGGGAAGAAUGCACGUGGCUCUUUAACAUCUCGCCUACAUCAAUAGCCUGUAGAUCAUAGACCAUGGAGAGAGCAGUCCUUUCGGGCCUUUCAAUACUAUACCAACUUUGCUCGCUAUCAGUUCUUUAUGGAUCAUUACAGCUUAGCGGAGAGCUAAAAUGAAAAGUCGCUCCAGCUGAUGUCCCU